GGCAUGCAUGACAUUCGAUCAAGCGAACUAGCAAUUUGGGUUCACAUUGUGAGCUAGCCAUGACGAACGGAUACGUGUUCCGCGAGUACAUCGGCGCGCAGUUCACCGGCGUCCAGUUCUCGGACGUGCCCGUCAACGCCGGCGUCAGCUUCCACUUCAUCCUCGCCUUCGCCAUCGACUACCUGGCGAGCCAGUCGUCCCCGCCCGCGCCGACCAACGGCGUCUUCAGCCCGUUCUGGGACACGGACAACCUCUCCGCCGCCGCCAUGUCCGCCACGAAGGCGGCCCACCCGAACCUGAGCAUCAUGGUCGCCCUCGGCGGCGACACGGUGCAGAACACCGGCGUCAACGCCACCUUCGCGCCGUCCUCCGUCGACUCCUGGGUGGCCAACGCCGUCACCUCCCUCUCGGUCAUGAUCAACCAGUACGGGCUCGACGGCGUGGACGUCGACUACGAGCACUUCGGCGCCGACGUCGACACCUUCGUCGAGUGCAUCGGCCGCCUGCUCACGCAGCUCAAGGCGAUCUUCCCCAACAUCGCCACCUCCAUCGCGCCAUUCGAAAGACCCGAAAUCCAGGAGUACUACCAGGCGCUGUGGAGCAAGUACUCCAACGUCAUCGACUACGUCAACUUCCAGUUCUACGGCUACGGCGCCAACACUAACGUCGACUACUACGUCAAGUUCUACAACGACCAACAGGCCAACUACCCCGGCGCAAAGGUCCUGGCCAGCUUCAAGACCGGCGACGUCACCGGGCUGCUCUCGCCGGAGCAAGGCAUCAGCGCAGCCAUGGAGCUGCAGCGGCAGGACAAGCUGCCGGGACUCUUCAUCUUUUCCGCCGACAGCUCCAAGCUCGAAAGCUACGGGUUUGAAUAUGAGACCAGGGCGCAGGUCAUCAUCGCAAACCAUUGACGGAUGGGCAUUUCACACUCUAUAUGCACCUGGAUACAGCAUAUAGUUAUAAGUCAUGUGUCCGGUUAUGUCCGGGGAAUAAAUUUUCGUGCAGCGGACCA
Molecule: messenger RNA, 1015 nt
Organism: Lolium perenne
Lineage: Eukaryota; Viridiplantae; Streptophyta; Magnoliopsida; Poales; Poaceae
Product: chitinase 1
Biological process (GO): carbohydrate metabolic process
Molecular function (GO): hydrolase activity, hydrolyzing O-glycosyl compounds
Source: RefSeq, a predicted model, not a curated record